AUGCGGCAGGCACGCGCUUCGCACGCCACCGGCGCGGUCCGGCCGCCGCCGCUGCUGCUCCUCCUGGCGGCGAUGCUGGCCGCGGUCGGCGCCACGGCGCACGCGCUCCAGGACCCCGCCGAUACCACUAAGCCUACGUACUGGGGAUCCGACAAUCGGCUUAUCCGAGGCUAUACGGACAGCAAGGGGCGCCAUUACCCACGGCUGCCCUACUAUCCAAUUGACGACGACGACAAUAUGGACAACCGCAUAUCACCGCCGUCUGCGUCGCUCUACGAGAGGCUGCCGUCGCCGCCCCCGCAGCGCCGCCCACAGCAGGCACGCAGACGGAUGAGGCCGGCCGGCUCUCGAGAGGGCGUCUUCCGCACCUCCGGCCACGGCAGCGUGCGCAUCCCUUACCCGGGGGCCCACGUCCACGUCAACAACGACGCCCCUUCGCGCAAGCUGUACUGGGGCGCCAUCAAUGCGUCUGUGACGCCACCGGAGCAGGCGCCUCUACGCAGGUACCCGCCCGAGAAGCGCAGUGGGUCAGGUGCGCGGCCGUGCGUGAGGUGCCCGGGCAGCCGUGCAGUCGUGGCCAGCCGCGGGAAGCGGAGGGUGCUCGUCGAGCAACCAGAACUGUCGCCCUGCCCCAACAGCCCAGUGUUCCCACUGACAGAGCUCAUGCUGGACUGGGUUCAUGGACCAAAGCCUGGAACUCUGGCUGAAGAGGGUGAUCACACUGUAGUUGUACGCAUGUUGUAUCGUCGAAGGGUGCUGCAGAAAUGCCGUUACCGCUACAGUGUUGUAGUUAGAAGAUGUCCUGUGCUAUCUCUGCCCAGCACCUUGAUAGCAAACUGCUCAAUGGAUAAUGUCUGGGGAAGCACAUGUGACUUGAGAUGCCCUCAUGGCUACUUUUUAAAGGGGCAUUCAAGAAUCGAAUGUGGCGAUUCACUAAUGUGGUCACACCCAAUUCCUCACUGUGAAGAGAUGUCAGCAUGUCCAAUGCCUAUGAGCCCUGAGCAUGGUCGUCUCAGCUGUAAGACUCUUGGAAGCAGCCCACCUGGCACACUACCUGAACAUAGUGUUUGUCGUUACGAAUGUGAUGACCAUUAUACUAUACCAGAUGCACAGCACAGCUUGAUGGUUAUUGAAUGCAAAGGAGGGGAAUGGAACAGCACAGCUGAUCCAAGUUGCCUUGAGAUGGCUGAGAAGAGGCACAGCCCACAAGUUCCUGCAAAAAUACGAAGACAUCGAAGAAAUCGCCGCAGGCAUCGAGCUCAUAGAAGCAGAAUUCCGUUUCCAAGAGCAACUGCUCAGGGGUUGACUGCUGAUCCGUGCAGGCCCAACCCCUGUCAGGGAGGGGGCACUUGCUUACAGGGUCCUCCUUAUGCACCAGUUAUCUGCCUGUGCCCACCUCACAGACAAGGAGAUCUAUGUGAAAGGGCACAAUGUCAUAAUGAUACAUGCCAGAAUGGAGGAAAAUGUAUGGUUAUUGCCAAUGAAACUGCUUGCUACUGUCCUCCUGGGUAUUCAGGAUCCCAGUGCCAGGAUGCCAGGUAGCUGAUAUGAUGUAUUAACAAGUCUCGCCUGAAGUACAACCAUUGGCAUAUGGAAACGUAUCAACUGUCUCCUACAGUAUCAUCUACAGAACCAGUAGUGUUAUCAAAGUAAAGAAAAGAUUGUGAGAGUGGAAAUAAAAUAUUCUGAAGUCUGUAGGAGCCAGGAACUCACCAAUCUAGUCUACUUAUAUAUAAGAAUUUUAGCCUUAAGAAGAAAUCAGAUUUUAGAAUAAAUGUUAAAUAGUGAGAUCCUCAUGAAACCUAACACCUUCUGAAUAUGUAGAGGGAAGCUUUUAGUACUUAGAGCACCACAAAUAAUUAUACAAAUACAGCUGAUUUUCUUGUCCAGUACAUAAUAAACCUAUUUGUGAACUAGGAUAUAAAUAGCGCAAGCAUUCUUUCUGUGAUUUAGCUUUGAAUUACAUACAUUUUAAUAAUUCCAUAUAAUAUAGGUUAUUUUUAUUGUUUCUCGUUAGUAGAGAAGAAAAUACAGCUGCACUGUUAUCAUGCAGUCCCUUCAGAAACAGUAGUCUUAAUGAGUAUUCCAUUUAAUACUCAUCAUUUACGUAUUACAAAUCCUCCAAAACAAUAAUUUGAAGUCAAACUCAAGGCAAAGCAUCUUUUUACCACUCAUUGAUACUGAAACAAUUUCAAUAGGGCUGAUUAAAACAUGGCACAUUAAGAUCUUUACCUCAGUGAAGCAGUGGCCUCUUUAGCAAUAAAUAAAUAGAAGGCAGAGGGAAGAAAAACAUUUUUUGUAAGUAGUUUCAGAUAACUAAAGGUAAAUGUGCCAAACAGAAACUAAGGUUUAAAAAAAGACAGAUUUGAUGACUCAUUAGAAUCAGGAAUUAUCAUUUGUCAGUCCUUCUGUCAUUGUCUCUCUCACCCGGAAAAUGUUUAGACAGCUCAGAAUUUUCAAUGUUAUGCUAUUAUUUUACAUUUUUAGCUCUUAACCAGUUGUUCUAGUUUCAAUAAUUAGUAGAUGCUUUUUUGCUGUUUUAUUUAUUAUUUGGUAUCCUUCUAGGGAGGACACAGCAGUAUUUUCUCCCUAUUCUCUUUAGAAUGUCUUUUAUGAAUGCCAUAUUAUAACAUUGUAUUAAAACACAGCAAAAUGUGUUCAGCAGUAGAAAAAUGUGUUCAGCAGUUCCAAGAUGCUCUUGAAUGGUGCUGUGGACCUGCCUACACUAAGUAUGUUUAGUUUCCUAAUACUGCAUUUUAUACCCAGCAUUAUUUUGUUGCCUCUUGGUAACUGUGAUAAGGAAAGAAAAUCUAUCAAAUAAUUUUGUAAAAAUAUGGACUCAUAUCUUUCAUGUGACAAGUAAAAUGUGUACCUUAAACUCCUCUGUAUAAAACUAUUCAAAUUUUAAUAACAUUUACCUAAUCUUCUUAAUUUUAAUUGUGUAUUAACAUGAUAGUUGAUGUUAUUAAAAUGUAUAUGCUUCCUCUAAAUGAGGAAAAAUAAUGUAAUAAAAUUAUAUUUCAAAAUAA
Schistocerca nitens (vagrant locust) is the source of this 3029-nucleotide messenger RNA. RefSeq lists its product as uncharacterized. Lineage: Eukaryota; Metazoa; Arthropoda; Insecta; Orthoptera; Acrididae. The record is from RefSeq and is a predicted model, not a curated record. The coding region runs from base 1 to 1542 and encodes 513 amino acids. The transcript has 14 exons.